Trichoderma reesei QM6a is the source of this 777-nucleotide messenger RNA. RefSeq lists its product as uncharacterized. The transcript has a single exon. The record is from RefSeq and is a predicted model, not a curated record. Gene Ontology annotation, molecular function: iron ion binding; C-4 methylsterol oxidase activity. Gene Ontology annotation, biological process: ergosterol biosynthetic process. The coding region runs from base 1 to 777 and encodes 258 amino acids. Lineage: Eukaryota; Fungi; Ascomycota; Sordariomycetes; Hypocreales; Hypocreaceae.
AUGACGACGCUCCCCUCCGCCAAAGCCCUCUGGAGCAGCAUCGUCUCAACCCACAACCCCAUCGCCAUCGACCUCGCCGGCACGCUCCUCAUCCAGCUCCUCUUCUGGUGGCUCCCCUGCACCCUCUUCCUCUCCCUCGACACCCUCCUCCCGCGCUUCUCCGCGCUCCACAAGCUCCAACCCGCCCCCAAACAGCCCACGACCGCCGACAUCCUCCACUCCAUACGCAUCUGCCUCCGCAACCAGCUCCUCGUCCUCGUCCUCCACUCCCUCCUCCUCCUCUGCACAUCCUCCUCCUCCUCCUCCCGGGCCCCAGCCAUCCGCAUCGACCCCGACUUUCCCUCUGGCAGAGAAUUCUCAACACACAUCCUCAUCAGCAUCCUCCUCCGCGAACUCCUCUUCUACACAGCCCACCGCAUCCUCCACCAUCCCCCUUUAUACCGCCGCUUCCACAAGACGCACCACCGCUUCACCGCCCCCGUCGCAUUCGCCUCGCAGUACGCCCAUCCCGUCGAGCACAUUGCCGCAAACGUCCUGCCCAUCUUGAUCCCGCCGAUGCUCCUCGGCGCGCACAUCUUGACCAUGUGGGCGUUUUUGGCCAUGCAGCUUGUAGAGACUUCGACGGUGCAUAGCGGGUACGACUUCUUUGGCGGGGCCGCGAGGAAGCAUGAUCGCCACCAUGAGCGGUUUGAUGUGUAUUUUGGAGGGAUUGGGCUGCUGGAUUGGGCGCUGGGGACGGAUGAGAGGGACGGUGAGGAGAGGCGGAAGAGGGAAUGA